AAGAAGAUGAAGAUGGGCUGUUGACAAGAGAAGCCCUGUGGCUAAGUCGAGCUAGCACCGUAGCGUUAUUCUGGGUUGAUUUUGUUGUUGCUUACCGUGUGAACCGAUAUUUUAGUGGUUGAGCUUUGUUCACGCUAACAUCGAAAAUGAUUCUUACCGUGAAACCCCUGCAAGGAAAAGAGUGCAGUGUUCAGGUGGCUGAAGACGAGAAAGUAUCCAAAGUGAAGGAACUUGUGUCUGAACGUCUUAACAUUCCAGCGAACCAGCAGCGGUUGCUCUAUAAAGGGAAAGCACUUGCAGAUGAACACAGAUUGAGUGAUUAUUCCAUUGGGCCAGAGGCUAAAUUGAAUCUGGUAAUCCGUCCUGUGGGAGAGAGGACUGGAGCGUCUGGGAUGGCUGCCAGCAGCAGCAGUAGCUCACAGGGAAGAGUGUGGCAGACUGUGUCUACUAUCCUUGCUAAACAUUUUAGUCCAGCGGAUGCAGCAAAAGUCCAUGAACAGCUUAUUAAGGACUAUGAACGUUCACUUCGACAACUUAGUCUUGAUGACAUUGAGCGCCUGGCGGGAAGGUUGCUUCACCCUGACGGCGAAGGAAUGGACACCUCCUACAUGGACUAAGAAUUAUUUAUUGUGAUUGUGUUUUGAGCGGUGCUCUGUGCUUGGAAGAGCAUACAAUGUUUAGAAUGUGAGGCACAGAAAAAAUCACUGAGUUUUCUUGCAGAGGGCCCCAGCUAUGUGCCUGAUCAGCUGCUGAGUGAACACAGAUAGCACUGACUGUUGGUUAUCUCAGUAAUAGGGCUUUCUUAUCCAUGACCAAUGUUCUUGGAUAAGGAGAUUUUGCCACUGGUAUAGGUCCCUGUCAUUGAUGUAGCAGCCACUGACUCAAGACCUCAUCAACAUAAGAGUCCAUUUGUGCUGUUGGUUUUUGCAGGAUCUCUGGCUGCUACAACCCCCCAGUUGACACUAACUUCUACUGAAAAGUAUUUGUUAGUAUGAUGACUUGGUGUUUUCUAUUAAUCAUUUGUGAGAAAGUGAUACAUGUUUUAUUCUUAAACUGAUUUUCAUUGUAUGAUUUGUAAAUAUCAUGUUUAUAUAUACAAACAUUAAAACACAGUAAAAAAAAAAAAAG
Labrus mixtus (cuckoo wrasse) is the source of this 1128-nucleotide messenger RNA. RefSeq names its product ubiquitin like 4A (gene ubl4a). Bases 147 to 617 code for a protein of 156 amino acids. NCBI's taxonomy places the organism in Eukaryota, Metazoa, Chordata, Actinopteri, Labriformes, Labridae. Gene Ontology annotation, biological process: post-translational protein targeting to endoplasmic reticulum membrane. Gene Ontology annotation, molecular function: protein binding. The transcript is spliced from 4 exons. The record is from RefSeq and is a predicted model, not a curated record.